Schistosoma intercalatum is the source of this 1089-nucleotide messenger RNA. The record is from the annotation of a GenBank genome assembly. NCBI's taxonomy places the organism in Eukaryota, Metazoa, Platyhelminthes, Trematoda, Strigeidida, Schistosomatidae.
AUGACUGUUGAAAACAGAAAAGUAGAUCACAGCUAUCUUAUGUCAUUGCAUAAUAAUAAUAAUAAUAAUAAUAAUAAUAAUAAUACUGACAGUAUAGGUUAUCAUCUAUUAUGGACAAUAUGGAAAUUACGUUAUCAUCAAUAUUAUAGAAAUCAAAUUGAUGAAAUCAAUUCUUUUACAUUAUGGAAAAUCAAUAUUGAUCAAAUCUUAUUACAUAAUUUAUAUUAUGAUUUACAAUUAAAAACUUAUCGUAAAUCAAUAAAUCAAUAUACCGCUAUAAAUUGGAAUGAUUUUUAUGAAAAUAAAAAAAAGAAAUUAAACUUAUUACAUCAUCAAAAAAAUCGAUUAUUAAUAUUAUUAGUGAAGGAGAAAUAUAGAAGUUUCAAUAGAACAAAUAAUAAUCAUAAUGAUUUACCAGAUAUGAUUGAUUCAGUCAGUCAGUCAGCUACAACAAAGAAUGAAGUGAUUGAUUGGAGGGAUAAUGAUACUGUGACACCAGUAAAAUCACAAGAGAAUUGUGCAUCUUCAUGGGCAAUUGCCUCAGUUGAAGCGCUUGAAGGGCAAGUUAAAAGAAAAACAGGAAUUCUUACUCCAUUAUCAUCUCAACAAUUGGUAGAUUGUACUAGAGAGCAUGAAUGUGUAGAGAAUCCAGUAUCAGUAGCAUUUGAUUAUAUAAAAGAGUAUGGUGUAGAAUCUCAAGAAGAUUAUCCUUUUACUGGUAAAGUUGGAAAUUGUAAAUAUAGUUCAUCAAAGAGUGUGACAACUUUAUCCUCUUAUAUACAAGUGGAUGAUAAUGAGGAGGAACUUCAAAAAGCUGUGUAUAAUAUUGGCCCCAUAGCAGUAAGAAUUACUAUGAUUCAGGAAUUUCUCACUUACGGGAGUGGCGUUUUAUUAAUAGACGACUGUCAAAAUGAAGAACCAUUCGAAUCCGUUUUACUUGUAGGUUAUGGUAUAGAGAAUGAAAUACCAUAUUGGUUAGUUAAAUUUAGUUUGGGUGAAGAAUUCGGUGAUCAUGGUUAUAUGAAAUUAGCCAGAAAUCAUAAAAAUAUGUGUCAUAUUGCUAGUUUUGCAUAUUAUCCUGUCAUAUGA